AUGGCGGUACCUCUCUUCAACCUCGCCCCCAAUCUUACCGACUCUGAGUCUGAUUCUUUGGUCCUCCCUCUCAUCCUCAAAUAUAAAUUCAUUCUUCGCUGGGACGAUGACUUUCGGCGAGCAAAACACAUUUCCGGCCUCGACCAAGCCUUUCAGGCCGGCAUCUCUGCAGAAAUGUAUCCAGUGGUUACGGGACCGUCUGGGCAGAUGACUUGGAUACGAGAUGGCCCCAAGUGUUUGAAUGCUAAGAAUAUCACCGAGGCCAUUGACGGCAGCUAUGUUCCCAUGUUUGGAGAAAUUGAGUAUGAUCCAACCCGACAGUUCUGUUCGAUUCCUAUAGACGAACAACUUGAUGCUCUUGGAAGAGCUGUUUAUUCUGGUAAGAUUAAAUAUGUUGGUCUCAGUAACGAAACACCAUAUGGGGUGAUGAAGUUUGUUCAGGUAGCUGAAAGGAGCACUCGCCAUCCAAAGAUUGUCUCUGGAACUCAUACAGCUUGCUCUGUCAAACUUUUGAUUCUGGGUUGGCUGAAUGCUGUCAUCAUGAGAGGGAAAGCUUGCUUGAUUUGUGCAUGCCAAUUUCUUGAUGAAGUUGAAGUUAUGUUACUUUUCCUAUCCUGUCCUGAGCAGAUCAGUUUAUUAGCCUACAGCCCCCUUGCAAUGGGUAUACUCUCUGGGAAGUAUUUUUUGCCUGAUGGGCGUCCUGCAGAUGCUCGGUUGAAUCUUUUUAGAGGGAAAUAUUCGGAAGGGGAACCCAGAUACAACCUGUCUGAUCACAUCAUAAGAGCAGCAGCCAUGGUGCGGAUAUUCUUCUGUUCACUUUGA
Molecule: messenger RNA, 822 nt
Organism: Prunus armeniaca (apricot)
Lineage: Eukaryota; Viridiplantae; Streptophyta; Magnoliopsida; Rosales; Rosaceae
Source: the annotation of a GenBank genome assembly